Molecule: messenger RNA, 3964 nt
Organism: Chelmon rostratus (copperband butterflyfish)
Lineage: Eukaryota; Metazoa; Chordata; Actinopteri; Chaetodontiformes; Chaetodontidae
Gene: rabep2
Product: rabaptin, RAB GTPase binding effector protein 2
Exons: 12
Coding region: 278-1696 (472 amino acids)
Biological process (GO): endocytosis
Cellular component (GO): intracellular membrane-bounded organelle
Molecular function (GO): growth factor activity; GTPase activator activity
Source: RefSeq, a predicted model, not a curated record
UGUUCUUGGUGUUUAACCUCCCUAAAAAUCCGCUAGAUGACAUUCAGCCCAGAACUCGAAAGGCAAAGAGGGAAAGGUAUUUGUGAACAGGAAGCAGGUUGACGUGAUUUCCGCAGGCUUAAACCGGGGAAAGUUGUUUCCUGAAGUUGACACCGCGCCGAUCAUUUCCACACCAAAGCCCCGGUGCCGUGAAAGCAAUGACUCCGACAGGUUUCUCGGAUUGUUUGUAGACGCUUCGCCUCGUCAGACGGCCCCGCCGGUCAACUCUGACGGCAAGAUGAGCUCCAAGAGUGAAGACACAGAGACGAGCCUGUGGGCCCAGCUGGCCGAGUGCCGAGCUCAGGUCGAGCACUGGCAGGGUGUGGCGACGAUCUGUGAGCUGAGCAAACAGGAGGAACUGGCAGAGCUGCAAAAACAAUGUGAUCAAGAGAUCCAGUCUCUGCAGGAGGCUCUUAGAGAGACCGCAGCGCAGUAUGAGGCCAGAAUAGCUGUUCUUCAGUCUCAGCCUGUGGAGUGGAGGAGAGCCAGUGGACAGAAUAUGAUCAGUGGCAGGAAAGCCAGGAUGGAUGCAGAAGCCACCAGUAAUGAGUCCCCGUCAGCGACCACCAACAGCCAGCCAGAGGCUGAGGGCACGGCGUCGACGGACGGGAGGCACGACCAACCAGCGGAGCUCGAGGCGGCGGCGGAGGGAGAAGGGGUGCCACUUACAGCGGAAGGGUAUUUUUCACUGCGGCACUGCGACUCGGCCUCGUUGUCGUCCUUCUCCUUAGACACGCCCUCUCUGCCCAGAAAACUCCACGCUCAGGAAGACACCGACUCUCUGGUCUCCACAGGAACUUUGGUGCCUGAAGCCAUCUAUCUGCCACCGGCUGGACACCGGCUGGUGACGCACGGUGACUGGGACGCACUCAAUGCUCAGGUGUCUGAGCUGCGAGGGGAGGUGAGCCGUCUCGAGGCUGAGAAGGAGGAGCUGGAGAGAGAACUGGAUACUCAGACCAAGCACACACACAAACAGGUGUCAAUGCUCCAGUCUCAGGUCCAGACUUCAGAGGCCCUCCUCCAGGACUUGCAGAAAUCUUUUAGCCAAUCACAGAAUGCAGUCCAGAGUCGGCUGGCAGAAUUAUCAUUUUCCCAGAGGAAGAUGUGCAGUGAGCUGUCCAGACUGAAAGGAGAGGAGGUUGAGGAUGAGGGACCAGAGUCCAGCUCAUCAUUACCAGCGACACUGCAGGGAGCUCACUGUGAGGAGCGGCUUCGCAUUGAGAUUGUGAACCUGAGGGAACAGCUGGACAACCGGACAGAGGAGAAUGAGGUUUUAGAAGUGCAGCUGUCCAGUUUGAAGACGGAGACGGAGAGGAUCCACGUUCAGAAGGACCAGUUGCAGGCUGAACUGAUGGCGUGCCGCACUGAACUGGAUGCCCUGCGGGUGGCACUGUCUCAUGUGCAGAGCACCAACAAGACCCUCAGCAAUGAUAAAGCGGGCCUGCACCAACAGUGUCUGGAGCUGCGUAGCCAAGUGAUCAGUCUGCGCUCGCAGGUGGACACCAGCCAGACUGUGCAGAGGGACUUUGUCCAGCUCUCCCAGUCGCUGCAGGUGAAGCUGGAGUUAAUUCGGCAGGCUGAGAGUCUUGAACAAGUGAAGGAAAUCCUGGAAGAGGGCGUCAGUGAAGCUGGUUCCCCGCCUGCAGACGCCUCGUGAGUUAAAGAGUCAAUUUGGAACCAAAGAGCACAGACCAAGAGAAGACAUCCCAAGAGGGACCAAUAAGGACCAACCACCCAUCGCCACAUGAAGUACUGUCGGGACCACAGGGAUUAUCACAGCUGGUGCUGUGGUUUGGUGUUGGAGACUGAAACUGUUGCUUCGUGACCAAAGUGGUUUUUGAUGAAUCAUGAAUGCUUUGGGGCACUGUGAAACUUUUCUCACACCGACUAACACGUUUAUCGCCGAACUAAUAGAUCUGUAAAUGUAUUCUGUAGAUACAACUGACAUGACUCCAGAAAACACUCAACAGUCCAACACUUUUUGCACUGGAUGAACUACACAAUCAUUUUCCUAUGCAGACUUUUCCUGUGAAGAAGGACCUCUAAAAGCAGUGGAUCACAGUGCAAUAAUCAACUGAUGCAGAGCAGAAACUCUCCUACAGUAACUGCAUUUCAGAUGGGAUAUUUUAUCAUGCAUUAAUUUGUCCUCUUUUUAUUUUAGCUUAGCGUUGUCAACUCACUGGUUCUUACUACAAUCAUACUAGCUUUUAAACUUAAAGCAUAUUUAUGAUUGUGGACAAGGAAAGAAGCUACAGUAAGUAAAAACCAUUGAAGGAAUGUAAAUGUGUAACAUCUUGUCAGUUUGUUUUGUGUUAAUUCAUAUUGAAGACUAAAGAUAGGCUGUUACUUUCUUUCCUUUAACCUUGAGUUCUUAAUCAAAUACUAUGAUAACGUUUCUCAACCAUGUGCACAGAACUCUAUGCAGUCACUUAAUAUGUUGAAGGGGUAAGCGGAAAUGUCUAAGACUGAUAUGCAUAAUAUAUUUGUUAUACUACGUAAUUUGAUAAAAUAAGAUUUCAUGUACUUUAUCAUUUGAUAAUCUCCAUUAAACCAAUUUGGAAACAUGCAGAAAAUUUACCAACUUGAAAUAUGGAGUUGCAAGCCAUAAAAGGUUGAAAAACCCUGAAUAAUGUGAAGAGUUAAUUUUAUGCAGGUGAUGUAUAGCUAUCUCACUUGUGCAAAAACUGUCCAAAACCAAACUACAGUCAUAAAUUUACAUUAUUUCUUAAUAUGUUGAGUAGUUAAAGAAGAGCUUCUGCAUGAGCAGAGCAGGAACCUGUUCAUAACAAGUUAGAAACUUGGAUACUGUUCUGCUCUGUUUCUGAAGUUUUUAAGGUUAAGAAAUGCUGCUAAACAUCUGUUUAGAGCAAGUUACAUACAAAAAUCAAAUUGGACACUGAAAUCUGAUAUUUUCUUAAAUAGAUAUCUUUAUUCUUUAAGAAUAAAAUCAACACAGAAUUAAUAAUCUCUCACCUAUAUAUUAACUUCAGUACAUACACAGAAAAAAAUAUUUUGCAGCUUUUAUUUUGGUGUAUUUUCAGGUGGCUGAUGUGUUUUCUUUUGUAUUCAUGCCACUCGAUGUUUUGAUGAGCGAUGAUCGAGAGGCUGUUGGCGGCUCUCUUUCAGUGGGAUCGCUCAGCCUUUUCUUUCCGUCCUCUGUGUCUCUGCUCUCUCUCUCUGCUUCAGCAUCUGUCCUCGUUGCCUCUAGACUUUCCCUGGAUAGGAAAAUAGAUACCUGUCAGUUGGAAGGUAAUAUGCUGAGGUGACAUAACUACAAUGCAAGUAAAUGGUCCACUUGUUAAAAGGAAGUUUUGGAAAGAUUUUGGGGAAAUAGGCUAAUUUGAUUUGUUGCCAAGAGUUGGAUGGAAAGAUUGAUACAAUUCUAAUAUUUACCACUUGUUAAACUAUAGCCAGCAUCCAUCUAUCUUAGCUUAACACAACCAAACUGCUAGCAUGUCUGUCCAAAACCUGCUUUACAGCACCUCUAGAGCUCAGUAAUUAACACACAAUAUUUAAUAAUAACAUUUUUAAACUUCAAUGUUUGUGCAUGUUAAUUCGUGAGCUUUGCAGGUUCUGGCAGGUAGAUUUGUUACCUGCAGGCCAGGCUAGCUGUUUCCAACAUGGAUGGCAAGAAAGUGAAAUAGCAUAUUUUCCAAAAUGAUAUUGUGCUGUGCUAUUUUAAUUAAGUCAAUUAAGUCAAUUAGUGAGCUCAUCAGCAGUGUCACAUAGUGGUAGUAGCUCCAGUCAAACUCAAUAGAAAACCUCCACAAAUUGUGAGAAAUGUAAGUGAGAAAAUCAAAAUUUUAAAGCAUGUUCUUAUAUGAGUACUGUCAAAAAAAAUCAUUAGAAGGCUGUUUUUCAUGAUUACAAUUGUAAACAUGUGUUUGAAAAAUAAUUCAACAUAAUCUAUUGACAUUUUGAUUAU